Molecule: messenger RNA, 5190 nt
Organism: Pimephales promelas (fathead minnow)
Lineage: Eukaryota; Metazoa; Chordata; Actinopteri; Cypriniformes; Leuciscidae
Gene: gria1b
Product: glutamate receptor, ionotropic, AMPA 1b
Cellular component (GO): membrane
Molecular function (GO): ligand-gated monoatomic ion channel activity
Source: RefSeq, a predicted model, not a curated record
UCUACUCUUGAAUAGAGAGUAACGAGCUACCGAGAGCGCGCGGUGAUGUUAAGAAAGCGAUCGAGAGCGCUUUUCCUUUCUGCUGCUGACACUACAGAGAGUGUUGUGUUCAUUUGUAAGUAGCUGUCAGAGACGCGCUUAUUCAGUCACCACUGCUAUUGCCAACAGGACUGACUAGGAUUCACUGCGCUCAGCUGGCUCUGUGUUACCGCUAUGGGCUCAGUGUGAUUGAAGAGACAAAGACUUUGGGAUAUACGUACAUAUAUGUUUGGCAUUUGGUCAGUUUCUCAAAUGCAAACGGAAAUAUGCGGCAAAGCUUCGUCUUUCUCUUAACCGGUUUGCUUGGGUUGUGUUCAUGUUCAAGUUUCCCAAGUAACAUCAACAUAGGAGGUUUGUUUCCAACCGACUCCCAUGAAUAUGACGUGUUCCGUUUCGCGCUCUCUCAACACAAUGAUGUUCCUAAACUGGUACCACAAGUGGACAUGGUGGACACGGGGAGCAGCUUUGCCAUGACAUACGCCUUUUGUUCCCAGUUCUCCAAAGGAGUCUACGCCAUAAUCGGUCUGUAUGACAGGAAGACUAUGAACAUGCUCAUGUCGUUCUGCGGCUCUCUGCACGUGUGCUUCGUCACGCCCAGCUUCCCCAUCGAUACCAACAACCAGUUUGUGAUCCAGCUGAGGCCUGAGCUCCAGGAUGCUCUGAUCGCCCUUGUCGAGCACUACAAGUGGACUAAGUUCGUCUACAUGUACAGCUCGGACUCAGGUCUGACUGUGCUGCAGAAGAUUUUGGACACUGCUUCUGAGAAGACCUGGCAGGUGACAUCCAUAAACUUUGACACCCUGACAGAGGCGGCAUUCUUGAAAACCAUCCAAGAUCUGGAAAAUAAGAAGGAGUACAAGAUCAUUCUGGACUGUGAGCUGGAGAGACUCAAUUCCAUUUUAAACUUGAUUGCAGCGCAAAAAAAGAACAUGAAGAAUUAUCACUACAUUCUAGCAAACCUGGGAUUUCUGGAUCUUAAUCUCACAGAAUUCAGGAAGGGAGGUGCCAAUGUAACAGGCUUCCAACUCAUGAACUACACAAAUCCUACUGUCAGCAGGACAAUACAGGACUGGCUGGAGUUUGACAGUAAAGACUUGAAAAGUCCCAAAAGGAGGCUCAAGUACACUGGAGCACUCACGUAUGACGGGGUGACUGUCAUGGCCACUGCUUUCCAGAACCUGAGAAAGCAGCGCAUCGAUAUAUCUCGCCGAGGGAACGCAGGAGAGUGUCUGGCUAACCCUCCUGCACCCUGGGGCCAGGGCAUCGACAUUCAGAGAGCUUUACAGCAGGUGCAGUUUGAAGGACUUACAGGACAUGUUCAGUUUAAUGACAAAGGACAUCGGACCAAUUUCACUGUCAGUGUGAUGGAAUUUGGCCCAAAUGGACCCAAGAAAGUGGGCUACUGGAACCAACACGAGAAAUAUGUGAACACAGCUACUUACAGCGCAGUACUCAAUGAGACGUUCGGACUGCAAAACCGGACCUACGUAGUCACUACCAUCCUGGAAUCCCCAUAUGUGAUGCUGAAGAAGAAUCAUGAGCAGCUGGUGGGGAAUGACAAAUAUGAGGGUUAUUGCGUGGAGUUGGCUGCAGAGAUCGCCAAGCACGUGGGUUAUUCCUACAGGCUUGAACUCGUGGGGGACGGAAAGUAUGGAGCCAGAGAUGCCGAGACAUUGAUGUGGAAUGGCAUGGUUGGAGAAUUAGUGUAUGGCAAAGCAGACGUAGCUGUCGCCCCUCUUACCAUCACUUUGGUCAGAGAGGAGGUCAUCGAUUUCUCCAAGCCCUUCAUGAGCUUAGGUAUAUCCAUCAUGAUCAAGAAGCCCACCAAGUCCAAGCCAGGCGUCUUCUCCUUCCUGGACCCACUAGCGUAUGAGAUCUGGAUGUGUAUUGUGUUUGCCUACAUUGGCGUGAGUGUGGUGCUAUUCUUGGUGAGUCGAUUCAGUCCUUAUGAGUGGCACGCAGAUGACGAAGAGGAUGGAAUGGAGCAGCAAAACCAGAACCAGAACCAACCAUCAUCACCAGAGGCCAACCAGUCACCAAAUCAGCACGGCCAAAAUCAGAAUCAGCGAGAGGAGAAGCAGGAGAAGCAACCUGAACACAACAAUGAGUUUGGGAUCUUCAACAGCCUGUGGUUUUCCCUGGGAGCCUUUAUGCAGCAAGGAUGUGAUAUCUCUCCAAGGUCUCUCUCUGGUCGGAUAGUUGGAGGUGUAUGGUGGUUCUUCACUCUGAUUAUCAUCUCCUCGUACACAGCCAACUUGGCUGCCUUCCUCACUGUGGAAAGGAUGGUGUCACCCAUUGAGAGUGCCGAGGAUCUAGCUAAGCAAACAGAGAUUGCUUAUGGAACUCUGGAUGGAGGAUCCACCAAAGAGUUCUUCAGGAGAUCAAAGAUCGCAGUAUUUGAGAAGAUGUGGUCCUACAUGAAGUCUGCAGAGCCUUCUGUAUUUGUGAAGACGACAGAUGAUGGUGUCGUGCGGGUGAGGAAGUCCAAAGGGAAGUAUGCUUAUUUGCUGGAAUCCACUAUGAAUGAAUACAUUGAACAGCGCAAACCAUGUGACACCAUGAAGGUGGGAGGAAACCUGGACUCAAAGGGCUAUGGAGUAGCCACACCCAAAGGAUCCGCCCUGAGAAACCCAGUAAACCUGGCAGUGUUAAAACUGAACGAGCAGGGCCUGUUGGACAAAUUGAAAAACAAAUGGUGGUACGACAAGGGAGAGUGUGGCAGCGGAGGAGGUGAUUCCAAGGAUAAGACCAGCGCUCUGAGCCUCAGUAAUGUGGCUGGAGUUUUCUACAUUCUGAUUGGCGGGCUUGGGCUUGCCAUGCUGGUGGCCCUUGUUGAGUUCUGUUACAAAUCCAGAAUCGAGUCUCGAAGGAUGAAGCAAAUCAUUGACGCAGCCAUGCUCAGCUCCACCCUGACCAGGAUGGGCAGCGGAGGUGAGAACGGACGUGUGAUGGCCCAUGACUUCCCCAAAGCGGCACAGACUCUGCCAUGCAUGGGCCAGGCGGCCGCCAUGGGCCUCAGCACCACUGGGAUGUAAAUGGCCAUCAGCCUCUCUGAGAUCAGGGGACAUCAGGAGACCAAGAGUGGGAGAAGAUGUGAGAGACACUGCAGCGUACAGCUCACCUGCCACUAGAGUACUGCCAAACGGAUUCAUGAACACACUUUGGGCUACAAAUGAAUUAUAGGAAAAUUACUUUUCUAAUAAUAAGAUGUGGUUGUUUUUUUGUUUUGUUUUUUUGGGGUGGGGGGGGGACUUCUCCGGUGCAAUAAGGAGACCAUGCGUGAGGUGUUUUUGUAUGAAGCAUCAUUUUUUUGAGAAAAACGAGUUGUCCCUCAAUCUCAUAAAUUACUGACAAUUGAACUGCAAGGUUUCUUUAUUGUCUCGUUUGGCCCAGAUCGCAAUUUUCCAGUUGUGCUCAUUUUAUUAUUUUCCUUUGCCGUAUGAUUUAUCUUUGACACGAUCUCUGUAAGAGGAACAUUUUUACACAACAUUUUUCUUCAACCAGAGUUACACAUCAUUAUUUAUCAAAUAGUUUAGGUGAAGUGUGUAAUUUCUGUGCCACUAGCUUCACCAAGCAGAAUUGCAAAAUUGGUCAGACAAACAGAUCCCACCCCAUUCAGGUGCGUCAUAAUAGUUGCAUAUUAAUCUGGGAAAGGAAAAAGCAUCAUAAAGGUAUGGCUCAUCCAAAAAGAAAAUUCUGUCAUUAUUUACUCACCCUUGUGUCGUUCCAAACCUGUAUGACUUUCUAUUUCUUCUGUAGAACAUCUCUUUUUUUCCAAUGUUGCAGAUGCACCUAUCAUAUUUUUAAGAGCCUGAUUACAAAAACAAAAGUCUCGCCAUUAAAUCCAUGUCCCAAGCACACAAUUGUAAUAUAUGACAGACUUAACCAUAUUAUUUCCAAUCAUAUUUCAAUCAAUUCAAAACCAUAAUGGCAAACAGUGUGCAUCUGAAGUGUCUAAGCUGAAGGAAAUAAUCCGUUAUUUAUCAGCUUUAAUAUAUUGACCAAAUUUUCUGAUCGGGCUUGUUACGCUAGCUUUAAAAAUAAACAUAUAUUGUUUCAUAUAUUUUGUUUCUCCAUUGACUGUCAUUGUAUGGACUCAAUUUGAAACAUUCUUCAAAAUAUCUUCACUUAUGUUCUACAGAAGAAAGAAAGCCAUUCAGGUUUGAAUCAACAUGAGGUGAUAAUUUUCAUUUUUGAGUGAAGUAUCACUUUAAAAUUAUACACUUCACCUUUGAAUAAAAACAAUGAAUGAAAUGAAUGUUUGUUUGAUGUCAUCCCAGGAAAAACUAGGAAGUGUGCUACAUCAGUGUGUCAGCUUCAUUGCACAGUCUACAAAUGUCUUCCUUUCCAACUGGUUUGAUUGGCAAGCCUCUCUAGGGAAGGUGAGUUCUUCCAUAGGUGCGGAGAGGCUGAUUUCCAGUCCUGUCAUUGUUACUGCUGUAGCUCACACCUCACAGUCUCACCCUUUACUUAAGAACACUUUGGAUCAAUCACCGCUGCCCCAUUCAUGCUGCUUGAUAGAGUCUGAGAGUUAAAGACGUCAGAGAGAGAAAAGUGGGUGUAGACUAAGCUUUUUGUACUUUUUGCUUAUUUGUAUGUUAUUGUUAUUGUGCCACUUCCAUUCAGUCUUCCUUUCCAGGUUUACAUGACAUUUUUCUUUUGAAGUAGCUGAUGAUAUGGUCAGUACAUCAUUCAUUCCCUCACUGAACGGCUAAUAAGUUGUGACAGCAUUAACAGAUUCAAGGGCAGCAUGAGCACCCAGCAGACAGUCUCCCUAGAAACCAUAAAUCUUCUGUUUGUAAUAAUAUUGUCAUUGUAAUAACAGUUUAAAUAUUGUCACGUAGACAACGAUUCCAUAAAAAUAAUUUUAUGGAAAUCUGCCUAAUAGCGGACACAGGGACAACAACAUAAAUUGCUCGUGCUGUGAGAUUAAUAGCCUGACUCUAACAGUCCGUUUGAGAGGAACAAAGCACGCUGGCGACGGCUUGUUUGCUACAAUCGUUGCUUUAUGCUCCAAUAAAAUGAACACACUUUUGGAUACAGUGACAUGAGAAAAUGAUAAUCUAUAACCUAUUGCAUCUUAAAGGGAUACUCCACCCAAAAAUGGAAAUUCUGUCUUCAUUUAGUCACCCUCAAGUUGUUGCAAACCUG